Molecule: messenger RNA, 225 nt
Organism: Symbiodinium necroappetens
Lineage: Eukaryota; Dinophyceae; Suessiales; Symbiodiniaceae
Source: the annotation of a GenBank genome assembly
AUGGCUCCCUCCAGCGGCGCUGCUCGGGGCCAAUCCUGCCGCUGGAUUCUGCUUCCGCUUCUUUUGCGAUGCACACUUUCACAGACGGACAUGGACGACUUCCUUUUCCACCCAGGGAAGCCGGUGGUCAUCAACCUGGGGCCGCUGAUGGAAUCGGACCUGGGCCAGGCGUUGCAUGAGAUGCUCGCAGGACCUGGGCCAAGGACCGAGCUCCCUGAGAGUUAA